Messenger RNA from Knipowitschia caucasica, 486 nucleotides. The record is from the annotation of a GenBank genome assembly. Lineage: Eukaryota; Metazoa; Chordata; Actinopteri; Gobiiformes; Gobiidae.
AUGCACGGCCUCCCCUGUGCCUCUCUGGGCAGCUGUUUUGAUGACCCCAGUGUGGAAGAACAACCUGACGCUACUGUCCCAGACUCUCCAGCUGAACCCACAGAACCUGCAAUCGUCUCCCAACCCAAACCCGUGGAGUCCCCAAAGCACCAGGAGCCCCGCAAUGGGACCGACUGCAAUGGGAACGGACAGGUCCAGGAAGGCCGCCUCUCGGAACCAAACCAUGACGCAGAGUCGGAGUGGUCCGUGUCUCUGUCAGUGCACUCAGAGGAAGAAGAGUCAGAGCAACACUCCGAUGAAGAACCGAGCUACCCGCAGAUCCCCAGGCCGUCCAUCAUCAGGUCCACAGAGGGGGAGGACGCAGACCUGCAGGAGGUGUGGGGGCCCUGGUGGGAGCGCUCAGACUCAGGGGAAACGGAGGAUCCAGCAGACCGAUCGCGAUGGAGGCGAAAAAAUCGCAUCAAACGCCAGGCGUUUUUCGCUUGA